Messenger RNA from Heterocephalus glaber (naked mole-rat), 1426 nucleotides. It is a transcript of the gene Tecrl, whose product is annotated as trans-2,3-enoyl-CoA reductase like. NCBI's taxonomy places the organism in Eukaryota, Metazoa, Chordata, Mammalia, Rodentia, Bathyergidae. The record is from RefSeq and is a predicted model, not a curated record. Gene Ontology annotation, biological process: very long-chain fatty acid biosynthetic process. Gene Ontology annotation, molecular function: oxidoreductase activity, acting on the CH-CH group of donors.
UUUAACUGGUGCACAGGGCACACACCAGCAAGUCUGCUGUUUACAUGACGGAUUCUCCAGCUAGUUUACACAAUGUUCAAAAGCCACAAAUCCCUUGCCUCAGAACGUAAAAAAGAAUUAGUCUUUAAAGGAGUUUCAAGGUCCACAGUGAGGAAUGAUCUGAGAAGUUUCCACACUUUGUCGCAUUUUGUACUCUCAGCAGGCCCUCUAAAAUCAGCUCCAGCCCUCAAACAUUCAAAAACUGCUUACUUUGAGAUUGAAAUACUUGAUGCUCAAACCAGAAAACAGAUAUGUAUUGUGGAUAAGGUGAGACAAACAUCUACCAUUCAUGAUGUUAAACAAAAAUUUCACAAAGCAUGUCCAAAUUGGUAUCCUUCUCGAAUUGGGCUGCAGCUAGAAUGUGGUGGACCCUUUUUGAAGGACUGCAUCACUAUUCAGAGUGUUGCCGCUUCCUCCAUUAUUACGCUCUAUUUUACAGACUUAGGUCGACAAGUCAGUUGGACCACAGUGUUUCUGGCUGAAUACACAGGACCUCUGCUAAUAUAUUUCCUUUUUUACUUGAGGAUUUCAUAUAUAUACGACAUAAAAGAAAGUGCUAGAAGAUUACGCCAUCCAGUGGUACAUUUGGCUUGCUUCUGUCAUUGCAUACACUACAUCCGGUAUAUUUUGGAAACUUUACUUGUUCACAAAGUUUCUGCAGAACAUACACCUUUGAAAAAUUUAAUAAAGGGUUGUGCAUUAUAUUGGGGAUUCACUUCUUGGAUUGCGUACUACGUUAAUCAUCCACGUUAUACACCACCAUUGUAUGGAAACAGACAAAUCACAAUAUCUGCUAUCAAUUUUCUGAUUUGUGAAGCUGGGAAUCAUUUCAUCAAUGUAAUAUUGGCUCAUCCCAAUCACACAGGAAAUAAUGCCUGCUUCCCAAGUCCAAAUUAUAACCCCUUCACGUGGAUGUUUUUCUUGGUUUCAUGUCCAAACUACACAUAUGAGAUUGGAUCAUGGAUUAGUUUCACGAUCAUGACACAAACACUGCCAGUUGGGAUUUUUACACUUCUGAUGAGUAUCCAGAUGUCUUUAUGGGCAAACAAGAAACAUAAAUAUUAUCUGAAGAAAUUCAACUCAUGUAUGCAUAGGAAAUCAGCAAUAAUUCCAUUUUUGUUGUAAAAAAUAAGUAUUCCAAUAUCAAGAAAGGCAAUAUAUAAAUUCAAUACAUCAAACUUAUUUAAGGACAAUUAACUAAUGCUCUAUUAAUUUAUGAACAAUAAUAUUUUUAUUAUUAAAAUAUGAACUUUCAGAAUUUGUCCAAAUUUACAGUGAUGAAAAUUAAGCAAUGAAAAGUAAAAAUGAUAAAUAGAGAGUAUGCCAAAAAAAAUGUAUACAUACUUCAGCAGUUUGCUGUACUAAUAAAUGUCUGGAAGCUAAUGAA